Patiria miniata (bat star) is the source of this 1427-nucleotide messenger RNA. RefSeq names its product G-protein coupled receptor GRL101-like. The transcript is spliced from 2 exons. Gene Ontology annotation, biological process: G protein-coupled receptor signaling pathway. Gene Ontology annotation, molecular function: G protein-coupled receptor activity. Bases 1 to 1227 code for a protein of 408 amino acids. NCBI's taxonomy places the organism in Eukaryota, Metazoa, Echinodermata, Asteroidea, Valvatida, Asterinidae. Gene Ontology annotation, cellular component: membrane. The record is from RefSeq and is a predicted model, not a curated record.
AUGCAGGCGGCAAGUAAUGAAGAAUCAGAUUUGAAGAAUAACGUGUUUGAUGGGUUGGACAGUUUGUCAACACUGAUUGUGAGUGACUAUCUUCUGUGCUGUUACUUUAAACAAGAUCUACAAGAAAAGUGCAUAGAGGGGUUUCAGAUUCCCGAACUCUUUGUCUGUCAGCUGGUACCAUACAAUGUCUUGAAGGCCUUCAUGUGGAUCUUGGGCAUCAGCGCAGUCGUUGGCAAUCUCUUUGUCAUGGCUUGGAGGUGUCGGGAGAAGACGGGGAACCGUGCUGGUCUGAUGAUUAAUUCCUUUUUGGUGUUCAAUCUCGCUGGAGCUGAUGCUCUGAUGGGCUUGUACAUGUUGAUCAUAGCGGGGGCUGAUGCGCACUACGGGGCCCAUUAUUUCGAGAUGUCUGGUGAGUGGCGAACCAGCGCCGCGUGUAAAGCAGCAGGGUUCAUCUCCAUCAUGGCCAACGAAGCGUCUGUGUUUCUCUUAGUUCUCAUCAGCGUCACGAGAUUCAUGUUUAUUGUCUUCCCGUUUUUCACCAAUCGUUGUCUGACUUUCAAGGUGGCUAAGAUCGUUGUGGGCUUCGUUUGGCUCCUGACGGUCAUUCUUGCCGUGGUCUCUACAGUUCUGGCUUCGGAUGAGGAUUCUGACGCUUACGGUCUCUCAGAUGUUUGCAUUGGUCUACCGCUGACGACCAACAUUACAGAAUAUAAAAUAGAGCCAAUCGUCGGACCUGUUGAAAGAUUCGGUAACGUGACCCUCGCCAGACAAGUGCCGACAAACCAGUCCGCUACCUGGGUCUUUUCUAUCGUCCUGUUCCUGGGUGUCAAUCUGUUCUGUUUCUGCCUCAUUCUGGCCUGCUACGUCGCCAUCUUUGUCAAAGUCAAAGUGACAGCCAGACGAGUGCGCAGCUGCAGCACGAGAGAUGAAAGCGAGGUUCGGAUGGCCGUCAAGAUGGCGGCCAUUGUCUUGACAGAUUUCCUGUGUUGGAUCCCCGUCAUUAUCAUGGGAAUUCUCUUCCAGGCUGGUGUGGUCGAGAACAAUCCUGAGGUCUUCGUCUGGAGCGUUGUCUUCAUCCUUCCCAUCAACUCCUCCAUCAAUCCUUAUCUCUACACAUUCCUGGAUGUUUGCCUCAAGAAACUACGCAAGAAACCACCGCAAAAGAAGGAAGAAAUCCCAGUCGAGGCCACGCCUUCAUCACAACAAACGACCUCUACGACUCGAUGAAUGAAUACUAAAUGUUUGAAAAUAUUCGUCUCUGAGGGCUCUCAUUUAUACAGUUUUGGUUUCAUCACUAAAACGUUAACUAGCACAAUAAAUAUAGAAUAUUGAAUAUAUGUACUUGAACUUGACGCCAUGCCCGCAGCACAAAACUAAACGACGACUGAUGGAUGAGUAAAUCUUUGAAAAUAUCAUAUCUGUGUAAA